This is a messenger RNA of Mitosporidium daphniae, 2832 nucleotides long. RefSeq lists its product as uncharacterized. The transcript is spliced from 5 exons. The record is from RefSeq and is a predicted model, not a curated record. Gene Ontology annotation, cellular component: cytoskeleton; cytoplasm. Gene Ontology annotation, molecular function: GTPase activator activity. Bases 1 to 2832 code for a protein of 943 amino acids. Lineage: Eukaryota; Fungi; Microsporidia. Gene Ontology annotation, biological process: signal transduction.
AUGCUUCAAAUACCAAGAAUUAGCAAACAAAGCGAGAUGCCGAUGGUAAAAAUCGAGAUGCAGAUCAGCGAACAAAUUCCAAUUAAACUUUUGAGCGGUGUGAACAUCGAAAAGAAUCCCAAUGAUAUCACCCAAUUUGUGUUGGGAUUUAAAAUUUUAAUCAAAUUCUUUAAACAUUUUUUGUACAGCAUGCACCGUCCUCCACAAAAAUUCGGCACAAAUCACAAUCGCCUACAUGCUUCUGGUGAUUUUUCCAAGACUUCACCCAACUCUUCUGUUUCAACAGAAUCAAACUCUAUUUGUUCACCCAAAGAAUCAGACUCUAUUUGUUCACCCAACGAAUCAGACUCUAUUUGUUCUCUGUCGACAAUUGAGCUCGAAUCGAUUUCGUGUCCUUCAUCUCCUCCCGUUUCUGCAAUUAAAAAAGCUUUGGAAGCCGGGACGCUUACUGCGGCCUGCCCAAACCUUGUGCUGAAAAAGGACAAAAGAAUCCCACUUUCUCCUCAGCUUAUUUCACAAUUCCAAACCGUAGAAACCACCCCAUCUGCGAGUAAAGCGUGCGGCCAAGCUUUCUCAUCCAUUGAAAAAUUGACAGAAUCUUCUUUGGUGAAAAGUGCCGACAUAGCCGAUAACACGAAGUCAUCCCCAAAUAAUACACUGGGCUUCAAUUCGAUCCAAAAUGACGGUUCAAUCGAUAAAAUUGGCUAUGAAACCCCGGAAAAUCAAUCUGAUACUCAAAUUUCGAUCCCGAAAGCCCUGUCUCAAGUCUCUCUCAAUACGUACGAGCAAAUUUUGAAUUAUUACACGGCUAUUGAACACGUUCCCGAGACUAAAAGAAUUGAAGCUGAACCCCCCUCAAAUCUAUCUGAUGAGGACAUAAUAAAUUCCACAGAACCAAUUGAGGCUCAUUUUAUCGACCAUCAUAAUUCGGCUUGCGAAAGUUUGUCGUUUUCCGACUAUGAAGCUAAUCUUGAUGAAGAUUCGGAAAAUAGUACAGAAGAUCAUCCCGAUCUCGGGAAUGCUCACGAUAUUGAAAAAAUCUCCCAGACCGACAAAGAUCUCCUCAAUCCUUUCUCUUCGGCAGGCGAGAACUACUCUCAGCAUAUCUGUUCGUCUCAAUCGCUGACGGAAGAGUCUACUGAGGAGCUGUCUGUUGACACAUCUGAAAUUAGCUCUUCAGAUUCUUUACUUUCAUCUGAAAGUGGCGAUGAGAAAAAGCAGGACGAGCUUUCAGAGAUACUUUACGAGCAUCCCCCAAUCGAAACGACAUCCCAGAAUUCCCCGCAGGCUUUAGGGAUCGAUGAAAGCUCGGAAAAUUAUUGUAAUUUUAUGAACAGCUUUAAAAACAUUCCUAUGCUCUCGAUCGAAUUGAAAGAAGACAUUGAAAAGUUUUCCAUCGAAGGAUACGCAUCUCAAUAUUUUGCUGUUCGCUCCAAAGCACUGAACUUUUUUUCUGCCAAAAAAGUGAUUCCCUUGAAUACGCUGAUGUCAUGGUCAAAGGCUCCCCUUACCCAUCCAUUAACAGAACUUGCCAAAAAGUUUCAUAAGGAUGCUCUUCGUGCCUUUAAAGAUGUUCAGCGUAUCAUGGGAGAGAGGUCUGGCGCAAGUUCGUUCGGCCAAACAUGUGCGCCUGUCAGUGAGGUGCAAAAUCUGAUCACACUUGCAAUCAAUAAUGGCGAGUUGAGAGAUGAAUUGCUUUGUCAGGUUAUAAAGCAAACCACGAUGAAUCCAAACCUCGUCAAUACUCGGAGAGGUUGGUCGUUACUUGGGGCUCUUUGCGCUACCAUCCCACCUUCCAAAAAUCUUCAGUCCUAUUUGGUUGGCUUUUUGAUGAAAUCAAUUCUCGAAUCCAAAGCAAAGGUCGCCGAGUUGCAGGUCUUUUUGGCAAGCAGCACUCCGUUAGAGAGCUCUUCCAAAAAGAGCAAAAAUGUCCAACAAGAAGAGCUGAUACACAGAACGGCCAUAUAUCGCGCCUCAAAAUUCGCUUUGAAGGGUAUCCGCCGGACCUGCAUGCCAGGCGUUUCUCCCCGUCUGAGGAUUCCGCUUGCCGAAGAGAUUGAACACCUCAUGAAUAUGUCGCUCUAUGACUCUCCAUUUGGAGAAUCCCUUGAGCAAAAAGACGUCGAGGUGAAAGGCCCAGAUAGCCCGACAACGAACGAACAGCCUGCCUGUAUUCCAAAAAUUGCCAUGUACUUAACGGAAGCAAUUAUAUCCCUUGGCGGUCUUUCUACACCCGGAAUCUUCAGAAUAGCCGGAAAUAAUGAGCAAUUGUCUAUUUUGCGAAGAUCGCUAGAAAAGGGCGAAUUCCGUACCCUGUAUUCAGAUGCUCAAAGUCCAAAAACCCAAAAGGCUAAAUCCUCAUCUCCGAAAAGGAAGAGUAAUUCCUCUUUAUGUGAUUCUGGAACACCACUUCCUGUAAAUGAUGUACAUGUUCCGGCAACCUUGUUGAAAACCUGGCUUAGAGAGCUUGAGGUAUCCCUUGUUCCCGAGCAUUUUUAUGAUGCAGCUCUCAAGGCGGCCAACAUUUCAUCCCAAUCUGAAAAGAUAGCUGCUAUAAAAAAAAUCGUAUCUGCUCUUCCACCAUGUCACAAGUCGACACUGGAGUUUUUAACUUUGUUUUUUCGCAUCAUUGCUGGGGAAGACCAAGGGCCCAAUGAGACCAAAAUGAAUGUUACCAAUUUGGCCAUCGUUUUUGGGCCAACCAUUCUUAGGGCCCCUGCCUCUGUUAGUAGCGAUUCUGCAAUGGAUAUUGCCAAAGCCUUCAAUAAUGCAAAGCUUGAGCAGCUAUUUUUGACCACCAUUCUGUCCAACCCGACCGCUAUAUUUUCAUGA